Suricata suricatta (meerkat) is the source of this 1300-nucleotide messenger RNA. RefSeq names its product glutamate dehydrogenase 1, mitochondrial-like. Gene Ontology annotation, cellular component: mitochondrion. Lineage: Eukaryota; Metazoa; Chordata; Mammalia; Carnivora; Herpestidae. The record is from RefSeq and is a predicted model, not a curated record. Gene Ontology annotation, biological process: L-glutamate catabolic process. Gene Ontology annotation, molecular function: L-glutamate dehydrogenase (NAD+) activity. Bases 79 to 1176 code for a protein of 365 amino acids. The transcript has a single exon.
CACCGCACGCCCUGCAAGGGAGGUAUCCGUUACAGCACUGAUGUGAGUGUGGACGAGGUGAAAGCCCUGGCUUCCCUGAUGACCUACAAGUGUGCUGUGGUUGAUGUGCCAUUUGGGGGUGCCAAGGCUGGUGUUAAGAUCAACCCUAAGAACUAUAUGGAUAAUGAAUUGGAAAAGAUCACAGGGAGGUUUACGAUGGAGCUGGCGAAGAAGGGCUUUAUUGGUCCUGGCAUCGAUGUGCCUGCCCCAGACAUGAGCACCGGCAAGCGGGAGAUGUCCUGGAUUGCGGACACCUACGCCAGCACCAUAGAGCACUACUUUCUUAAUGUCCAUGCCUGUGUAACUGGUAAGCCCAUCAGUCAGGGUGGAAUCCAUGGACGAAUCUCUGCUACUGGCCGGGGAGUUUUCCAAGGAAUUGAAAAUUUCAUCAAUGAAGCGUCUUAUAUGAGUAUUUUAGGAAUGACAUCAGGGUUUGGAGACAAAACAUUUGUUGUUCAGGGAUUUGGGAAUGUGGGCCUGCACUCUAUGAGAUAUUUACAUCGUUUUGGUGCUAAAUGUAUUGGUGUUGGUGAAUCUGAUGGGAGCAUAUGGAAUCUAGAUGGUAUUGACCCAAAGGAACUAGAAGACUUCAAAUUGCAACAUGGAUCAAUCCUGGGCUUCCCCAAGGCAAAACCUUAUGCAGGGAGCAUCUUGGAGGCUGACUGUGACAUACUGAUUCCUGCUGCCAGUGAGAAGCAGCUGACCAAGUCCAAUGCACCCAGAGUCAAAGCCAAGAUCAUUGCUGAGGGUGCCAAUGGGCCGACAACUCCAGAGGCCAAUAAGAUCUUCCUGGAGAGGAACAUUAUGGUGAUUCCAGACCUCUACUUGAAUGCAGGAGGAGUGACAGUAUCCUACUUUGAGUGGCUGAAGAACCUAAAUCAUGUCAGCUAUGGCCGUUUGACCUUCAAAUAUGAAAGGGAUUCUAACUACCACUUGCUCGUGUCUGUUCAAGAGAGUUUGGAAAGGAAAUUCGGAAAGCACGGUGGAACUCUUCCCGUUGUGCCCACGGCAGAGUUCCAGGACAGGAUAUUGGGGGCAUCCGAGAAAGACAUCGUGCACUCUGGCUUAGCUUACACGAUGGAGCGUUCUGCCAGGCAAAUCAUGUGCACGGCCAUGAAGUAUAUAACCUGGGUUUAGACCUGAGAACGGCUGCCUAUGUCAACGCCAUUGAGAAAGUCUUCAAGGUGUACAAUGAAGCCGGUGUGACCUUCACCUAGAUGGAGUGUGGCUGACCUCUUCACUGCCCCCUUCCCUCUUCAUC